AUGGCAGACGGCUCCGGGGCCUCUGCCGAGAAAACCCCCAGUGGGGUCCUGAAGAACGGAACACAACCGGACAAUCGCAACAAGCUGACGGGGGAGACGGUGGCCCUAAAGAAGGUUGCCUUGCGGCGGCUGGAGGAUGGGAUCCCCAACCAGGCCCUGCGGGAGAUCAAGGCUCUCCAGGAGAUUGAGGACAACCAGUAUGUGGUGAAGUUGAAGGCUGUGUUCCCGCACGGAGCAGGCUUCGUCCUGGCUUUUGAAUUUAUGCUCUCUGACCUGUCGGAGGUCAUCCGGCAUGGGAAGCGGCCUCUGGCCCCAGCUCAGGUCAAGGCCUACAUGCAAAUGCUACUCAAGGGGGUAGCCUUCUGCCACGCCAACAACAUUGUACACCGGGACCUGAAGCCAGCCAACCUGCUCAUCAGCUCCUCGGGCCAGUUGAAGAUAGCUGACUUUGGCCUGGCCCGUGUCUUCUCCCACGAGGGGGACCGACUUUAUAGCCAUCAGGUGGCCACUAGGUGGUAUCGGGCUCCGGAGCUCCUGUAUGGUGCCAGGCAGUAUGGCGAGGGUGUGGACCUAUGGGCUGUGGGCUGCAUCCUUGGGGAGCUCCUGAAUGGCUCUCCUCUCUUCCCUGGUGAGAAUGACAUUGAACAGCUCUGCUGUGUUCUCCGGGUCCUCGGGACACCUAGCCCCAAGGUGUGGCCGGAGAUCACUGAGCUCCCCGAUUACAACAAGAUCUCCUUCAAAGAGCAGCUGCCCCUGCCCCUGGAUGACGUGUUGCCCGAUGCCUCUCCCCCGGCCCUGCGUCUCCUUGGCCGCUUUCUUAUGUAUCCCCCUCGCCAGCGGAUCCAGGCUGAUCAGGCCCUGCUACAUGAGUACUUCUUCAGAGCCCCGCUGCCAGCCCACCCCUCAGAGCUGCCCAUUCCACAGCGUGGGGGAGGGCCCGGCCCCAAGGCCCGACCAGGCCCCCCUCAUGUCCACGACUUCAGGGUAGAGCAGCCCCUGGCUGAGUCGUUGCCAGAUCCGGAGCUGAUUCGGCCCUACCUCCCCGAGGGAUGAGCCUCCCACUGCCCUGGCCUCCACCCAGCUCUGCCUGGCCCCAAGAGAUUGCCUUAUCUGGGCACUCCCAGCUGCUCCCCUUGGCCUUCCUGCGGCCAGGGUGGGAGGGAACUCAGGCGUCCGGCUUCCCUCCCUCUGGAGGUUCAGGAGAACAGACUUCUAACCAUGGCUGUGCCUCAGUUUCCCUAAUGACAAUAAAUACUACAUUGGACUCCAAAGGCAGGAUCGGUGGGAAUAUUCAGAGUGACUGGGAAACGGGAAGGAGGCCUCAGUUUCCCCAGCUUUGAGUUGGGCCUGAUGAUUCCCACCUGUCCUGCUCUCUUCCCUCAGAGCAGAGGGACCAAGAUGGUACUUAUUUGGGGGGAAGGGGGAAGAAACUGAACGAAUUUCCCUGCCACACAGGAGCUAAGCAGGGGACAAGAGGUGUAGACAGGGCCAGGGAGGCCCCAGUAUCCGCUCUCUUCUUUCCCCCAACCUCCUGUGGGGCUGCUAGUUGCCUCAACCCCAACAGCCAAGGUCCGGCGCUCCAUCUGAUAAGAC
Gracilinanus agilis (Agile Gracile Mouse Opossum) is the source of this 1593-nucleotide messenger RNA. It is a transcript of the gene CDK20, whose product is annotated as cyclin dependent kinase 20. The record is from RefSeq and is a predicted model, not a curated record. Gene Ontology annotation, cellular component: nucleus. Gene Ontology annotation, biological process: protein phosphorylation. Gene Ontology annotation, molecular function: ATP binding; cyclin-dependent protein serine/threonine kinase activity. The coding region runs from base 1 to 1053 and encodes 350 amino acids. NCBI's taxonomy places the organism in Eukaryota, Metazoa, Chordata, Mammalia, Didelphimorphia, Didelphidae. The transcript has 8 exons.